Molecule: messenger RNA, 903 nt
Organism: Closterium sp. NIES-65
Lineage: Eukaryota; Viridiplantae; Streptophyta; Zygnematophyceae; Desmidiales; Closteriaceae
Source: the annotation of a GenBank genome assembly
AUGGGUAUCGCGCAGCCGGGGACUUCCCAGCAUCAGCCGCCACGUCAUCAUCAGCAACACCUCGCGCUCGUGCAGCACCUUGGCGGAGCUGACGUGGAGGUGGGCAUGGAUGACGUGGACGUGGCGGAGGGCGACGAGGGCGUGAUGGACGACGACGGCGACGACGACGGCGGCGAGCACGGCGGCGCGGGGUCGGGCGAGCACGACCACGACGGCGUCAUGGCCGCCGGCGAUGGCGGAAUGGGCGGCGCGAUUCGCGGCGGCGGGCCGAACAUGCUGUCGCUGUCGUACCACGGCGAGGUGUACGUCUUCGACUGCGUGCCGCCCGAAAAGUUUGGGGCAACGGGCUGCGCGGAUGGGGCAGGGGGUUGCCAUGGUAGAGCGGAGGCGGACGAGAGGAGUGCAGUGCAGAGCGCAGGGGUGGUGAAGCGGUGCACGGUGCAGGCGGUGCUGCUGCUGCUGGGAGGCAGGGAGGUGCCGCCAUCCAUGGCGGGCAGUGUUCCCCAGCACCACUUCAAGGUGCCCCCCGCCCACUCCCCCCCUCUCCCUCCCCCUCCCCCUCCCCCUCCCGCUCUUCCGCCGUCCUCCUACCCGUCCUCUUUUUCACCCCUCCCACCUCCUGCCCUCGUCCUCUCCUUCCCACCUCGUUCAUGCCGCUCAUUCUCACUUCCUACAUUCCUUCUCGUUGUCCCACAGGCGUCCCUCCUUCCCUUCCCUUCCCCUCAUCUUCCUGCGUCCAUGCAUGUGCGGCAUGUGGGGGGGGGAGUGGGGGGCGACCUGCCGGUGCGGCUGAACCAGCCGCAGCGCCUGGCGUCUCUCAACCGCUUCCGGGAGAAGCGCAAGGAGCGCAACUUCGACAAGAAGAUCCGCUACAGCGUGCGCAAGGAGGUGGCGCAGAGGUGA